GAAAUGCCUAACUCGGCUGCGAGGCGGACUGGAGGCGCAGAGAGCUGAACUCCACUCGCAGCACAGCCACUGCCGGGCGUGCCGGCGGCAAGAUCGCUCCCGUCCAUCGCUCCUAUCUCGGCCCGGGGCUCCCGGCCCGUGGCUCGCAGGAGCCCAGGCAUGGCUGCCUCCUACUGGAUGCUGACAGCUUUCAUUCACCUCAUUGGUGCAUCCAAUGUUGAUGUGAAAAAUGCAAUGACUUUCAGUGGGUCUCUUGAAGACAUGUUUGGGUACACUGUUCAACAGUAUGAAAAUGAGGAAGGAAAAUGGGUCCUUAUUGGUUCUCCAUUAGUUGGCCAACCUGAGAAAAGAACAGGAGAUGUGUACAAGUGCCCUGUAGGAAGGGACAACCAAUCCCCCUGCAUAAAGCUGAAUUUACCAGACGCUACUUCAGUGCCUAACGUCAUGGAAGUAAAAGAAAACAUGACUCUUGGAACAACCUUAGUCACUAACCCGAAAGGAGGCUUUCUGGCAUGUGGACCGCUCUAUGCUUAUAAAUGUGGGCGUUUGCAUUACACAACUGGAGUCUGCUCCAAUGUCAGCUCCACUUUUGAAACUGUGAAAGCAAUUGCUCCAUCUGUACAAGAGUGUAAAACCCAGUUGGACAUCGUCAUAGUCCUUGAUGGGUCCAAUAGCAUUUAUCCAUGGGAGAGUGUCACAGCCUUCCUUAACAGUCUUCUGAGAAACAUGGAUAUAGGUCCUCAGCAAACACAGGUUGGAAUUGUCCAGUAUGGGCAGACUGUAGUCCAUGAAUUCUACCUGAAUACCUACUCAACAACAGAAGAAGUGAUGGCUGCAGCCCUGAGAAUACGUCAGAGGGGUGGCACACAAACUAUGACAGCCCUUGGAAUAGAUACAGCAAGGGAAGAGGCAUUUACUGAGGCCCAUGGUGCACGAAGAGGAGUACAAAAAGUAAUGGUUAUUGUGACUGAUGGGGAAUCACACGACAACUACAGAUUACAAGAAGUGAUUGAUAAGUGUGAGGAUGAAAACAUUCAGAGAUUUGCAAUUGCUAUUCUUGGCAGCUACAGCAGAGGAAAUUUAAGUACUGAGAAAUUUGUAGAGGAAAUAAAAUCAAUUGCCAGUAAGCCUACUGAAAAGCAUUUCUUCAAUGUCUCAGAUGAAUUGGCUCUUGUAACUAUUGUUGAAGCCCUGGGAGAGAGAAUAUUUGCCCUUGAAGCAACAACUGAUCAGCAAGCAGCGUCAUUUGAAAUGGAGAUGUCACAGGCUGGUUUUAGUGCUCAUUACUCCCAGGAUUGGGUUAUGCUUGGAGCAGUUGGUGCAUAUGACUGGAAUGGCACAGUGGUCAUGGUGAAGGACAGUGAUAUUUCAAUACCAAGUAAUGACACUUUUCGUGACAGACAUUCAGAAAAAAUUGAACCCCUUGCAGCAUAUCUAGGCUAUACCGUAAAUUCAGCAUUGACACCUGGAGGUGUGCUGUACAUAGCAGGACAGCCACGAUACAAUCAUACUGGUCAAGUCAUCAUUUAUAAAAUGGAAGGAAGAGAAGUGCAAGUACUUCAGAGGUUAAAAGGAGAACAAAUUGGCUCAUACUUCGGGGGUGUUAUCACCACAAUUGACAUUAACAGAGACUCAUUUACAGACCUUCUCCUUGUUGGAGCUCCUACAUAUAUGGGAACUGAAAAAGAGGAACAAGGGAAAGUGUAUGUGUAUGCUCUGAACAAGACAAAGUUUGAGUAUCAGAUGAGUCUUGAACCUGUAAAACAAACAUGCUGCUCACCAUUAAAACAUGACACCUGCAAAGUUCUUAAGAAUGAACCCUGUGGAGCACGCUUUGGGACUGCAAUUGCUGCAGUGAAGGACCUCAACCUUGAUGGGUAUAAUGACAUUGUAAUAGGAUCUCCCUUAGAGGAUGACCAUCGGGGAGCUGUUUAUAUUUAUCAUGGCCAUGGCAACACAAUCAGUAAAAAAUAUACACAGCGUAUUGCAUCUGGUGGAGAUGGGGAGAAAGUGAAAUUUUUUGGCCAGUCUGUGCAUGGAGAAAUGGAUUUAAAUGAUGACGGUCUGAUUGAUGUCACUAUUGGAGGCCUUGGUGGGGCUGCCCUCUUCUGGUCUCGUGAUGUGGCUGAAGUAAAUGUUUCUAUGCAGUUUAUGCCCAAAAGUAUCAAUAUACAACAGCAAAACUGUCAGAUAAACAAAAGAAAAACAAUAUGCAUAAAUGCCACGAUUUGUUUUAAGACCAGACUAAAGUCAAAGGAAGAUAUAUUUGAAUCCAGUCUACAGUACUGGGUUACUCUUGACGCACAAAGACAGAUAUCUCGAAGCUUGUUCACGGAAACUCAUGAGAGGAAAAUGCAAAAAAAUAUAACUAUCAAAGGGUCACAAUGUAUUAAACAUAACUUCUACAUGUUGGACAAGCCUGACUUUCAGGACUCUGUAAAGGUUUUGCUGGAGUUCAAUUUCUCUGAUCCAGAGAGUGGACCUGUUCUUGACAACAACCUGCCAAAUUCAGUAUCUGAAUAUAUUCCUUUCACAAAAGAUUGUGGAGCCAAAAAUAAAUGCAUUUCAGAUCUUGUUCUGAAUGUAAAAGCAAGCAUAGCUGGAGACAGCUCUUCUCCAUUCAUUGUCAAGUCACGCAAUGAUAGGUUCACCAUCCAGCUGUCUAUCAAGAACAAAAAAGACAGUGCCUAUAAUACCAGAGCUUUGGUUCAGUAUUCUCCAAAUAUUAUUUUUGCUGGCAUUGAGGAUAUACAGAAAGAUAGUUGUGAGUCUAAUCACAACAUCACCUGUAAAGUGGGAUAUCCAUUUUUAAAACCUGAAGAAGAGAUUUCCUUCAAAAUAUCAUUCCAAUUCAAUGCAUCAUAUCUCCUGGAAAAUGCCACUGUUGAUGUAUAUGCUACAAGUGACAGUGAAGAACCACCUGAGACCUUGAGAGACAACAGAGGACAAGUUACAAUUCCUGUAAAAUACGAAGUAGGAUUAAUAUUUGUAAGUGUUUUCAAAGAGCACCAUGUUAUAAUUGCUGCAAAUGAAACCAUUCCUACUGCUAUUAACACAACAGAGCAGAUAGGGGAUGAAGUUACUUUGCAUUAUAGGAUUGAAAAAGGUGAACAUUUUCCAAUGCCAAAUCUCACACUGCAAAUCUUGUAUCCUGAUGUAACAAAGGCCAAAAACACUCUUCUCUACAUUACAGCAUUGUCACAUUCCCAAAAUGCUAUCUGCAAAUCUAGUUAUCCUGUAGAUCACCUAAAGAUCGGUUCUGGAAAAUCAUUUGUGCUGCCAAAAAUAAAAGAACCUACAAAGGAUACAAUUAUGGAGUGUGAUACAUUCAGCUGUGCAUCUAUUGAUUGUGCCCUGGCCCCAUCUGACAUAUCUCAAGUGAAUGUUUCUUUGAGAGUAUGGAAACCCACCAUCAUAAAAGCAAGUAUUCACAGCUUAACCCUUGUUGUGAAAGCAUUACUUCGGAGUGAAAACUCAUCACUGAUUUUGAGAAAUGACCAUCAAAAAUUGGAGACCAUGAUUAAGAUUUCCAAAGAACUCCCUCCAGGUUCAGUCCCCUUAUGGGUUAUCCUUCUGAGUAUCUUCGCUGGACUCUUGAUUCUUGCACUGCUCAUAUUUGCUUUGUGGAAGGCUGGAUUUUUCAAGAGGCCACUAAAGAAGAAAAUGGAGAAAUGAAGAAAAAAAACAACACAAAACAAAAAAAAAAAAGAUUUUUUU
Lagopus muta (rock ptarmigan) is the source of this 3717-nucleotide messenger RNA. RefSeq names its product integrin subunit alpha 1 (gene ITGA1). The record is from RefSeq and is a predicted model, not a curated record. The coding region runs from base 160 to 3675 and encodes 1171 amino acids. The transcript is spliced from 30 exons. Gene Ontology annotation, molecular function: integrin binding. Gene Ontology annotation, cellular component: external side of plasma membrane; integrin complex. Gene Ontology annotation, biological process: cell adhesion mediated by integrin; cell-matrix adhesion; integrin-mediated signaling pathway. Lineage: Eukaryota; Metazoa; Chordata; Aves; Galliformes; Phasianidae.